Trichoplax adhaerens is the source of this 1740-nucleotide messenger RNA. RefSeq lists its product as uncharacterized. Gene Ontology annotation, cellular component: cytoplasm. The transcript is spliced from 22 exons. The record is from RefSeq and is a predicted model, not a curated record. The coding region runs from base 1 to 1740 and encodes 579 amino acids. Gene Ontology annotation, molecular function: tau-protein kinase activity; ATP binding; protein serine/threonine kinase activity. Gene Ontology annotation, biological process: microtubule cytoskeleton organization; intracellular signal transduction; protein phosphorylation. Lineage: Eukaryota; Metazoa; Placozoa; Uniplacotomia; Trichoplacea; Trichoplacidae.
AUGCCGCGUGAAGUUUGCGAUUACUAUCAAGUCAGGGAAACCAUCGGAUCGGGUGGCUUUGCACAGGUCAAGAUCGCUAAACAUCGCUUAUCUGGUGAAACUGUUGCAAUCAAAGUAAUGAAUAAAGUUGCUCUAGGGGAGGAUUUGCCAAGAGUUCAACGAGAAAUAAAUGCUUUACGUUCAUUAAGACAUCAACAUAUAAGUCAAAUGUAUCAAGUGAUUGAUACACCUGAUGACAUUUAUAUCGUUAUGGAGUAUGUACCAGGUGGUGAAGUAUUCGAUUACAUCGUAACGAAAGACAGACUUCUGGAAGAUGAAGCUAGAAAAUUUUUUCGUCAAGUCAUUUCUGCUAUCGCAUAUGUCCACAACGAAGGCUUUGCACAUCGCGAUUUAAAACCGGAAAACUUAUUAUUGGAUCGCUACCAGAAUAUUAAGCUGAUUGAUUUCGGGUUGGUAGCCAAGCCUCAGAGCUUGCAAGAUAAUCUAUAUACAUGCUGUGGAUCUCCUGCAUAUGCUGCCCCUGAAUUAAUCGCAGGCAAACCCUAUUUGGGAUCCAAAGCUGAUAUAUGGAGCAUGGGUAUUUUGUUGUAUGCUCUAUUAUGUGGUUACUUGCCAUUCGACGACGACAAUACAGUGAAGUUAUACAAGCAAAUUUUGAAAGGCGAAUAUGAAACACCUCGGUGGCUUUCGCAUGGAAGCAUCAAGAUUUUAGAUAGCAUGUUGCAGACCGACCCUAAUCAACGUAUUACAGUAAAGCAUUUGCUGAGUCAUCCUUGGGUUAUGACGAACUAUGGUGUCCCAGUCGAAUGGAGAUCUAAAUAUAAGCCUGGAUCAAUCGAUAGUGAGGUAAUUGAUGUUAUGUCUCAAUAUUAUGGCAUUGGAACUACGGAAAUGAGUAAUGAAAUAGCCGAGUGGAAGUUUGAUCACGUUUGCGCAACCUACUACAUACUAUGUAACAUGAAGUACCAAGGCAAGAGACCGAGGCUUUUACAACCUUUCGUUAGGGGUGUCCUGAAGGAAAAGAAUACUGCAAAUAAGGAGAAUAUUCCAACUCGUGCAAACAAGGAGAAUAUUCAAACUCGUCCAGCUCCAAGAACCCCUAAAAGGAUUGCUGAUGCGUGGGACGAAUUGGUUAUUAAUCAGACCCCUGAAAGGCCCAGAGCUUGGACUGAAGACAAUUGUAACUCUCCAAGUACGCUGUGUGGCAACGCCUAUUUUUUGCAUGCAGAUAAAUCUGUCGCUCCUCUUACACCUUUAUCAGAAAGUAAAAGAUGGCAAUCCUGCGACGCGGACUUAUACAAAUCUACACAAGAAAAAUACCGAACCCCUAGCAAAACUCCUAAGAGACACAUUUUUGCAGCUUUUGGAGAUAACGUUGGUGAUAUUGCAACUCGCUUCAAGCAAGCAUUUACACCUCAUAAAACCCCGCAAAUGACAAAACCCCGAAAAGUCAAGGAACUAUAUAACGUUUCGGCAACCUCCGGUGAAAAUGCAGAUUAUGUCGUUGAUGAGUUAAAGAAUCGUUUGGUAGAACGGGGUAUUUCAUAUAAAGCGAAGACUGAUUACGUCUUGAGAUGCAAGAUCUUGGAUUCUCGAUUGAAGGCGUUAUUAUCGUUUGAACUCGAAGUUUGUGAAUUGCCUUCACUUAAUAUCUAUGGUAUCAGACAUAAGAGGUUGAAAGGAGAUAGUUGGGCAUACAAGAAAGUUUGUGAGGAUAUUUUAACUGCUGCCAAGUUGUAG